This is a messenger RNA of Sesamum indicum (sesame), 1503 nucleotides long. Its product is annotated as F-box/kelch-repeat protein At3g23880. NCBI's taxonomy places the organism in Eukaryota, Viridiplantae, Streptophyta, Magnoliopsida, Lamiales, Pedaliaceae. The record is from RefSeq and is a predicted model, not a curated record. Gene Ontology annotation, molecular function: protein binding.
AUUUACCAAAUACUCUCGACUACCCAGGUUGACUGUAGUUUCUGUUGGUAUUUCGUUUAGGAACGAAGAGGAUAGAGCCCGACUCCCACGUUCCUUUUUCUCCAACAGUAUCAGAAACCCUCUAAUGGCGAGAGUAAACUCAACUAAGCGUGCACUGACCCAAGUGGUCGAUUGCCUGACUGGAGGUUUAUCAGUCCCUUUACCGAACCUCCCUGAAGAGAUCAUAAUGGAAAUCUUGCUAAGACUACCCGUGAAAGCACUCCUCAGAUUCAGGUGCGUUUCAAAAUCAUGGCUUUCUUUAAUCUCCAGCCCACGAUUCAUCAAGACCCAUCUCCGGAUUUCGAGUAAGAGCAAUAUAUAUUCCCAUAACAGACUAGUUGUCGGCUCCGGUCCUCUCCCUAUGGUGUUUAAUACCUUUUCACUAUGCCCAAAUAUAGAUGCGAAUUCGUCUAUGGAUAAUUCGGUGUUUGAUUAUCCUACUAGUGAUAUGGAUGAUGAAAUCCGGAUUGUGGGCUCUUGUAACGGUUUGGUUUGUGUAGCUGUAUACCCCCAUACUGUAGUUCUCUGGAAUCCAGCUACAAGAAAAUCGAAAAAGUUACCCGUUUCUGAUAGGUAUUUAUCUGGCCUGGAAUAUGGAUUUGGGUAUGAUGCUUCUAGAGAUGACUACAAAGUUGUGGAAUCUGGUUGGGUUUUCCGUGAUGUGGAAGUGUAUGAAACUCAGGUGAAGGUGUAUAGUUGGAGAGCUGAUACAUGGAGAACUGUAGACUGGCCUAGUGGUAAAAUACUUGAUGGUCCUGGCGUGUUCGUGAACGGAGCCAUACACUGGAAAGUGUAUCAUGGUGAUAGUGCGAGCAAAUGGGCUGUAGUUGCACAGAAUGUCACGAUGGACACUUGCUCAAGUGUAGAGCUUCCUGUGUGUGGAAGCAAUGAUGGUAAUGUUAUGUUGGGAGUUUCUGGAGGAUGUCUUUGUGCGUCGUAUGACUAUUAUAGUUACAUGGAUGUUUGGGUGCUCAAAGAGUCUGGUCGGAAAGAAUCUUGGAUGAAACUAGUCUGCGUGCCGUACUUCUUCUGUAUGAGGCAUAACGAUCAUGUGAGACUGAAGUUGUUGUUUGUUUCGGAGAAUGGAGGGGUUUUACUCAGCCUUGGUUCAGAUUUGAUAAUGUAUAAACCAUCCCAGUACCAUGAGAUUCAUCGUUUAAGCAACCACGUCCAGGUUGAAGCUGCUACCUACAGUGAGAGCCUUCUUUCCCCUGAUUUUGAUCCUGAGCUAGUGUGGGAGUAGAGGAGAUGAAUGUGGAGUAUGUAGUUAUCUAUUGUUAGAAAACGAACUAUGGCUUAUCAUAUGGUGAUAUAUAGCUCUUUAGUUUAUGAAUACUCCGUGUUUUUAUGUGUUGUGAUUUAGAGUUCUGUUUUGCAUGUGUUUUUACCUCGAGGUCUGAUCCAAAAUGCCUAUUCAAUGUCCAAAGAUUGGUGAAUGAAUUUAUGCAUGAUUUAAAUUUUCUA